AUGACACCUGCUCAUCAGAUCACGAUGCUCAAGUUCAUCAAGAACAUGUCACAGUGCUCUGCGGUUUUGGAUGCACUUCACUCGGCCGAUGCGAUUGAUUUCUUGAUCGAUGUGCUGAGUCUCUCGAUGAAGAAGGGACAGAAGCACUUCCGCGAGAUCUCGAACCAAGUCCUCAACACCAUGUUCAAUCUUUGUCGACUAAGCAAAGAACGCCAAGAAUAUGCCGCCAGCAAUGGGAUUAUUCCGCUACUCCUCAAAAUCAUGAAGACGGACCGCCCACCAAAGGAGUUUGUCCUGCCUAUUCUCUGCGAUAUGGCACAUUCCGGCAUCACGGCGCUGGAUGCGAUCCAUGUGUGGCUGCAGGAGGAGACGGCCAAGGUGGAGAGCCACUUGAUGGAUGGGAUGUUUAUGACGGCUAUUGUGAGCUGUUUUAACCCUGCCAAGGCGAAUGCUUUUGAUCCGAACCUUUUGGAGCCGUUGCUCAAAGUCUUGAGGCUGAGUCCUGCCGUGGCGGCGAGUCUGGCCAAGGCGGAGAUGUACGCCGGGAUUGCCCAGAAGCUGGGGCAUAAGAAGGCGGUGGUGAGGUUGAAUCUGCUGAGGCUGGUGAGGAAUAUUAUGGAUGGGUGCGAGGCGCAUAAUUUGAGUAUGUCGUCUAACAGCUCGUCCAACACGGGGAAGCAGUUGAGGGCGUUGUUUGAUGAUAUUCAGGGGUUGGCGGAUAAGGACCCGGCGGUGCUGGUUAGGAAUUUGGCUGGGGAGCUGGUGAGGGCUCACUUUGGCAAUGACCUGCAGCAUGAGGCGCUGGCGUUGAGUGGGUUGGGGUUGGGGAACAGUGUUCAGGGGUCGAUGGGGGGGUCGGUAGGAGGAGCGGGGGUGGGUGCGGGGAGGAGCAGGAGUGGGCCGAGGAGGAAUACCAGUUAUACGCCGCCUGGGGGCUUGCACUUGAGCGGUGGUGGUGGUGGGCCGCAUACACCGACGGGGCAUCGGGCUAGCCAGUCGAGCUCGAGUGCGGCGGCUUACAUCGAGGUUGCGAAUAGUACGCCGAAGAGGACGGUGGUGGGGUUGGCGCAGGAUAGGGAGGCGGCGUUGUUUCGGCCGAGGAGUAGAGAAGGGGCCGUGGUGGCGACGAGCAUACCUAGGAGGGUGAGCCAAGAUGCCACGGCGGCCGGGUUGGCGAUGAGUCCGUCUUCUGGGUCGGGGGUGAAGAGUCGGUUGCCGAGGACGAGCCAUUCGCAUUUUACAAGGCCGAGCUUGUCGACUGCGGCGUCGAUGCCUAUUACCGCUACGAGGGCAGAGAGGAGUGAUUCUUCUCUUAGCAGUCGGGAGCACGUCAUGGGCCGGUUACGAUCUGGAUCGUCGAUCUCCAUCACGGGAGCGUCGCAGUACUCUGCCAGCCCGACAAGCUCUAGCUUUUUAUCAGCAGCGGGUUUCAAUCUUGUGAACCCGAGCAGUUCCAACAGACCGAGCAGUAGCUCUGCCGCGUUUGGGCACCAAGCCAGAAGGGAUAGUCACUCCCAGAGCCGGAGUUAUUUUAGCCAGAGUGCCCGGCAAGACAGCAGCAGCAGUGAGAGGUUCAGCCAGUCUGCGAGGCAGGACGGUGCUGAUAGGUUAGGGGAGAGGCUGGAAAGGAUAGAGAGGGAGCGGGAUGCCAGUGGGGGGAGCGGAUCGACUAGUUUGUCUACUGGGAGCAGCGGGACGACGGCUACGACGGCCACGUCUGGACAGAGCGGGAAUAAAGUCAGGAGGGCGAGGGCGCCGAGUUCGAUUUCGAGGAUGGAGUCGGUUUCGGAUGUGAACCUGCCGGCUGGGGGACGGGAUGGGGGGGAUAAUAAGGGGAGGUGGCCUUAG
Podospora anserina S mat+ is the source of this 1848-nucleotide messenger RNA. RefSeq lists its product as uncharacterized. The coding region runs from base 1 to 1848 and encodes 615 amino acids. Lineage: Eukaryota; Fungi; Ascomycota; Sordariomycetes; Sordariales; Podosporaceae. The record is from RefSeq and is a predicted model, not a curated record. The transcript has 2 exons.